This is a messenger RNA of Melospiza melodia melodia, 6120 nucleotides long. It is a transcript of the gene COL4A4, whose product is annotated as collagen type IV alpha 4 chain. Gene Ontology annotation, biological process: collagen-activated tyrosine kinase receptor signaling pathway; glomerular basement membrane development. The coding region runs from base 227 to 5263 and encodes 1678 amino acids. The transcript has 47 exons. The record is from RefSeq and is a predicted model, not a curated record. Gene Ontology annotation, molecular function: extracellular matrix structural constituent conferring tensile strength. Gene Ontology annotation, cellular component: collagen type IV trimer. Lineage: Eukaryota; Metazoa; Chordata; Aves; Passeriformes; Passerellidae.
UUGGGCAGCGCUGGCAGCCGCCGCCCGCCCGUCCGUCCUCAGCGGGCAUGGAGUGAGCGAGGUGUCGGGGGCUUUCCCGCCUGAGAGCUGAGAAACAGGUUCAGAGGGGAAAACAACACCAGUAUGGAACAGUGUUUAUAGACCAUCCACAAACAGAAGGAAAGAGAAGACCUGCCAUUUAAAGAAAAAAAGAAGUGCUGCAUAUACAAAUCCUCAAUCAGCAGGAAUGGCAUUAACAAAGGAUUCAUUUGAACGGAUUAAGUGGCUUAUCACAGCUGCCUGGUGGAUGCUGAUUAUUUUUUCAACUCAAGGAAUUGAUGGGGGAGGAUAUGCAUAUAUUGAUCCAUGUGGGGGACAGGAUUGUUCAGUUUGUCGGUGCUUUCCAGAAAAAGGAUCAAGGGGUCAGCCUGGUGAGCUGGGAGCUCAAGGUCCGAUUGGGUCCUUGGGAUCUACAGGACCAGCUGGUCUGCCAGGGGAGAAAGGACAGAGAGGUGAGAAUGGGAAGCCUGGGCCAGCUGGAGAAAAAGGUGAUAAGGGCCCAACCGGAGUCCCAGGAUUUCCUGGUUUAGAUGGUGUUCCUGGCCUCCCAGGAAGGGAAGGACCCAGAGGCAAGCAUGGUUUGGACGGCUGCAAUGGCUCGAGGGGAGACCCAGGAUUCCCAGGAGAAAGCGGUUAUAUGGGACCAAGAGGUCCUUAUGGAAUUCCAGGGCAAAAAGGAGAAAAAGGAAAUUCAGUGUAUAUUUUACAUUUUGGAAAAGGACUUCCGGGAGAGAGAGGUGAUCCUGGACCCCCUGGCCUGCCUGGACCUAGGGGCUCAAGAGGUACAACGGGCCCAUCUGGAUACCCAGGCCAUCCAGGCUUGCCUGGUGUUCCAGGUUACCCUGGUUUGCCAGGUGAACAGGGAAAUCCAGGAAUUGGAGUGGAUGGACAAAAGGGGGAGCCGGGUGACAUUGGACUGCCUGGGCCCCCUGGGUCACCACUGUUAGUUGGACCUCCUGGAGCUCAGCUGUUCAAAGGACAAAAGGGCCAAAAAGGAUUACCUGGAGUAACAGGAUACAGAGGGCCACGUGGACCCAAAGGCAUACUUGGGAGAGGAGAAAAAGGUGAAAAGGGCCUUCCUGGAUUCCCUGGAUUGCGGGGUCAUCCUGGUUCUUAUGGACCUGCCGGUUCUCCUGGAAUGAAGGGUGAAACAGGAUUUGCUGGUUUUCCUGGACAACCUGGCUAUCCAGGCAUUCAGGGGGAUCCAGGAGAAAAAGGGCCCCCAGGUCCUCCUGGAACUGUUGGAACUCCACUGCUUCCUAUAAAAGGUCCACGAGGAGAUCCUGGAUUUCCAGGUCCUGUUGGUGAAAUGGGGUCAGUUGGACCAAUUGGUCCUUCAGGCCUUCUAGGAAGACCAGGAUAUGAUGGAACAAGUCUUCCUGGCCUGCCAGGAGUAAGUGGGGCACCAGGACCUCAAGGUUUUCAAGGGGACCCUGGUUUGCCUGGAACAGGUGAAUUAAUCCCAGGAAGACCGGGAUUUCCUGGACCACCAGGCCUACCAGGGCAGCCAGGAAGACAAGGCUUACCUGGACUACCCAGUGUAAUCUGUACUGACAGAGGGAUCCCUGGAGAACCUGGACCAAAAGGUCAGAUUGGCCUUCCAGGAAGAAAAGGGGCAAAAGGAGAGAAGGGAAGUCAAGGCCUCUGCUCAUGUAGUGCUGGUCCUCCUGGUGCCCGUGGUGUGCAAGGACCUGCAGGUAUCCCAGGAAGGAAAGGACAAAUGGGAUCCCCUGGAAGACACGGAGAAAAGGGUGACCCAGGCUUAUCUGGUGCAGUGGGAUCACCAGGGCUCCCUGGGACUCCUGGUUCUGCUGGACAGCCUGGGGAAAAAGGAGAGAAGGGUGAUCCAGGAAGAGUUAGAAUAAAAGGAUUGAAGGGUGAAAGAGGACCUACUGGGCUUCCAGGAUUUCCAGGCCAAAGAGGUCUUGAUGGCAGAGAUGGGGAACUAGGAUUGCCGGGGGAAAAAGGAGCUGAGGGCGAUUCUGGAGUAGCAAUUCCGGGUGAUAAAGGAUUCCCUGGGCUCCCAGGACCUCCUGGGGUAAAAGGCCAGAUGGGAUUGCCUGGCCUGGGGCUUCCUGGGUCUCCAGGAGCCAGAGGUAGCCCUGGAGACUUUGGUGACAUGGGGAAUGUUGGGCCACCUGGUCCAAAAGGCCAGAAAGGUGAAACUGUCUGCAUUACAUCACCAUAUCCUGGAAAUCCAGGUCCCCCAGGUUUUAAAGGUGUUCAAGGACAAAAAGGUUUAAAAGGACUCCCUGGGCAUCCUGGACCAAAUGGCUUUGAUGGGCAAAAAGGCAAUCGAGGAAGGCCAGGAGCAGGAAUCCCUGGGCCAGAAGGCUUUCGAGGCACAGCUGGUGAUCCUGGUGAUGAAGGUGAAAGAGGAUCUACAAUUGAUGGCAGAAAUGGCUUUCCAGGUCCACCUGGCCCAGAUGGUCAGAAAGGUCUUCCAGGUGACACCACAUAUGGCCCUCCAGGAAUCCCAGGCACCAGGGGACUGCCAGGACCCCCUGGUGCACAGGGAGCAAGGGGUAAUCCAGGCAUUCCUGGACUUCAAGGACAACCUGGUACCCCAGGAUUUCCAGGUGCCAAAGGCUUUAGAGGCCCAGAAGGUGAUGUAGGAGCACCAGGCUGCCCGGGCUUCCCUGGCUCACCAUGUGUCCCAGGCUUACCAGGACCACCUGGACUCAGAGGUGUCAUGGGCCUGCCAGGACCUCAAGGCUUACCAGGCUUUAAAGGUCAGAGGGGAGACAGGGGCCUGGCUGGGCCCCCUGGAAUCAAAGGCCUCAAAGGCUCUCUGGGCUCACAAGGUCUCCCAGGUCCUCCUGGCUCACGAGGUACCCCAGGACUUCCAGGAAAUAGAGGGCCUGUUGGCUUCCCAGGAGAAACAGGAAGCAAAGGCAUUCAAGGACCCCAGGGAUUCCCAGGACUCCCAGGAAUACAAGGCCCAAUGGGAAUCUUUGGUGUAAAAGGUGAAGAAGGAAAAAUGGGUCUACCUGGGCCUAGUGGAGAAUGUGGAGAUAUGGGAAUGAAAGGUGAGAGGGGGCCUCCAGGAGACAGCGGCUGCGUUAACCUCCGCCUGGAGAAGGGCCAGAGGGGGGACCCAGGCUUUCCUGGGGAGCACGGACUGAGAGGUGACACAGGUGAAAAAGGCAAUACUGGUUUCAGAGGCACACGAGGAUUUCCAGGAAAGAAUGGUGUUCCAGGACUACCAGGUGACCAAGGUGACACUGGAGUGAUGGGGUUUCCAGGAUCACAGGGUUUGCCUGGACCAAAGGGCCUUCGAGGAAUGACAGGUUUUCAAGGAGAACCAGGUGACCAGGGUGAUGUUGGCUUACCAGGAAACCCUGGAUAUCCAGGACUGACUGGCUCCAAAGGAUGUAAAGGCAAGAGAGGUGACCCAACUCCUCUGCUUGGUACACACGGUCAGAAAGGGCCUGUGGGAGAUCCAGGAUUGCCAGGACUUAGUGGAUUUCCAGGGGAAAAGGGUUUACCGGGUAUCCAAGGACAGCCUGGAAGACCAGGAUCUAAGGGUGACCCAGGAUAUCCAGGGCCACCUGGAUUACCAGGAGCAACAGGUCCUCAAGGAUUGCCAGGAGAACCUGGAGAAAAAGGGAAACCUGGAAUUUUGGGACCUCCAGGAUUGCAAGGGUUACCUGGAUCUCAAGGUAGAAAAGGUCUUCCUGGACUGCCUGGACUGGAUGGCUUGGAUGGACUAAAAGGUCAAAAAGGUUCUGCAGGAGCUCCAGGUCAGAGUGAGACAGGGCCCCCAGGAUACUCAGGAGAAAUUGGACCAAAAGGAGACAGAGGUGAUCCUGGAUGGCCUGGUAUUUCUAUUCCAGGCCCCCCUGGAGAAAGGGGAUUCCCAGGAUUUCCAGGUAGAAGAGGACCUGUUGGACCCACUGGACCUAUGGGAAGAUCUCCUGAUAGUGCCUCCCCUGGUCCUCCGGGUGAUCAAGGAUUACCUGGUUUAGAUGGCAUCAGAGGUGAUCCUGGGAAUCCUGGUCCUCCCGGAGAGACGAUCUUUGUGCGAGGAGAUCCAGGUGACAGUGGUGUUCGAGGGGCACCAGGUAAUCCUGGGCCACGAGGACAGCAGGGAGCCAGAGGCCCUCCAGGGAGCCAAGGAAGAGCAGGCCCAAAGGGUCCUAUGGGGGUCCAUGGCCCACAGGGUCCACCUGGUGCUUUAGGACAACAAGGAGACCAAGGUUUUCCAGGAAGACCUGGUCCCAGAGGUCCCACAGGUGACCCUGGUGAGCCAGGGAAAGUGGAUGAUUCAUGCCCUACCAUCCCAGGGCCUCCUGGGGAAGCAGGGCAAAGAGGAGAGGAUGGCUCUGCAGGAUUACCAGGGCCAAUAGGCCACCCUGGACCCCAAGGCAUAAAAGGUGAAGAAGGAUCAUAUGGCCUGCCAGGUAAAGAUGGGUUACCUGGGGCACCUGGACCACCAGGUGACCAAGGGAGCCGAGGAGAGCAAGGAUAUGCUGGGCCACAAGGUCCACCUGGCCAGACUGGUGUCCCAGGACAACCAGGCCCCCAGAUUAGAUCUGCAAGUGGAUUCUUGCUCGUCCUUCACAGUCAGUCAGACAGAGAACCACUCUGCCCACAGGGGAUGCCAAAGUUAUGGACUGGCUAUAGUCUGCUGUACCUGGAGGGACAAGAGAAAGCCCAUAAUCAAGAUCUUGGCCUGGCAGGGUCCUGCCUGCCCGUGUUCAGUACCAUGCCCUUUGCCUACUGCAACAUCAACCAGGUGUGUUACUACGCCAGCCGCAAUGACAAGUCCUACUGGCUGGCCAGCGCGGCCCCGCUGCCCACGGCGCCGCUGUCCGAGGAGGAGAUCCAGCCCUACAUCAGCCGAUGCGCCGUGUGCGAGGCCCCUGCACAGGCCGUGGCACUGCACAGCCAGGACCAGUCCAUUCCCCCCUGCCCGCCCAGCUGGAGGAGCCUCUGGAUAGGAUACUCGUUUCUGAUGCACACUGGAUCUGGUGACCAGGGUGGUGGACAGUCCCUUAUGUCCCCCGGAAGCUGCCUGGAAGACUUCAGAUCAGCACCAUUCAUCGAGUGCCAGGGCCAGCGGGGAACGUGUCAGUUCUUUGCUAAUGAAUACAGUUUCUGGCUCACCACCGUGAUGCCUGAGCUGCAGUUUGCAUCAGCCCCCCUGUCAGGGACUCUUAAAGAAGGACAAGAGCAGAGGAAAAAAAUCAGUAGAUGCCAGGUAUGCCUGAAGCAUGGCUAAGAAGCAAAGCAAAAGCAGGCAGCUACAGAGAGAGGCUUAGGGGAGGAUGAGCAAAGGUUUAAACAGCAGCUCGUGUUUCAAUCUGUGUCAAAGUGUGGAGCACUGUUCUUUGUUGGAAUGGAAAAAUAAGACACAGAUGAGGGAUGUGCUGAGCCUCAUCUGCCCAUGUACACACAUCCACAGGCAGUAAAAUCUCAUGUAAAAUUAUUCAGAAAAGACAAAACUCUGUCCCACUGGAGUCCACUGCUGUAAAGCACAGGGAACAAGGUGAGCUUGGAGGAUUUAGUCAAUCUGGGAAGACCAAGGACACCAUACCUGUUGUGCAAGAGAAUGGAUUUCCUGUCACAAAUGGUAUUUACAGCAGGAAGAAUAUGUGCAUUUACAUGGCAUAUUAUAAAUAUUUGUCCGUACCAAUAGAAAUGUGCAAACAUAUAGAUGUCAAAGCUCUGUAGCUGAAUUUCCCAAGCUAAAGAAACUUUGCACUUGCUGUUUCUGAGGGAAGGGAAAAAUGUAAUUGUUAAAAAAUAAUCUAAUAAUAAAAACAAUGAAGAUCAAAGUCUUUUCCCAUUGCAGUACUGAACCAGACUGAAAGAACUGUUAAUUGGGCUUUCAUAAGCAACAAAAAGCUGCAAAUCCAUUUAACAGGAGAUUAUGUAAGAAAAUAAAAUUAGCUGUGAUAACAAAUCCUUAAAAACCUGUAUUUAUAUUUACAAUUAAUUUCUAAGAGCAGUUACAUUAAAUUAUUAAACUCUAAUCCAAGUUUCUGAAGAAACAAAGCAAUUUCUAGUAUUAAUUGAAAAGAAACAGUGACAUGGGGAUAAAAUGGGUGAACUUAUCUGAGUGAUGAAUAUAAGAAG